Messenger RNA from Vombatus ursinus (common wombat), 945 nucleotides. RefSeq names its product leucine rich repeat containing 52 (gene LRRC52). The transcript is spliced from 2 exons. Gene Ontology annotation, cellular component: voltage-gated potassium channel complex. Lineage: Eukaryota; Metazoa; Chordata; Mammalia; Diprotodontia; Vombatidae. The record is from RefSeq and is a predicted model, not a curated record. Gene Ontology annotation, molecular function: potassium channel activator activity; transmembrane transporter binding; voltage-gated potassium channel activity. The coding region runs from base 1 to 945 and encodes 314 amino acids.
AUGUCCUUUGCGACAGGCCAUUGGCCCUGGUGGUUGCUGUUCUCCUGCGGCAUGAUAUCGGUUGCUGGGAAUGAAGUUUGUCCAAAAAAAUGUACCUGCAGGUUACUAGAGGUGAUUUGCUCUGGCCUGAUGGAGUAUCCCCUUGAUAUGCCAAUGACCACUCGGCAACUCGUGCUGAAAGGAAACAAUAUCACCUUCUUGCCAGCCGUAAACCUAGGUCUCCUGAAUGACCUCGUCUACCUAGAUUGUACAUUCAACCAAAUCACAGAGAUCAUGGAUUUCACCUUCAUCGGAGUCUACAAACUCAUCUACCUUGACCUCAGUUUCAACAACAUCAGUCACAUCUCCCCAUAUGGUUUCAGCAUGCUCCACAAUCUGGUGAUCCUAAAUAUUUCCAACAACCCCCACCUCACAGAGAUCGAUAAAUACACCUUCGCCAACAACACCGCCCUGAGACACCUGGAUCUGAGCAACACGGCUUUGGAAUUCCUGGAUGCCCAGACCAUUCACCACCUGUUUAAUCUCAAGACUCUGCAUUUGGAAGGAAACCCCUGGCACUGUGACUGUCUGUUAGUGGACUUGGCUGUCUACUUAAUAGUGACAAACAUUGACUACCCAGAUGACUUAAAUACCACCUGCAAAGACCCUGCAGAGAUGGCAGGGUGGCCCUUGACUAUGGCGGGGAACCCACUCAGAUACAGAUGCCUCACCCACCUGGACCGCCAGGACUAUGCCUUCCUGUUCCUGAUUGGUUUCUGCAUCUUCUUUGGAGGCACAGUCGCAGCCUGGCUCACUGGAGUGUGUGCAGUUCUCUGUGAAAACAUCCACCGAAAGGCUGAAGAUGAAGAGCUUGAUGAAGAAAAAAAGGAUGAUAGGCCCAAAAGGACCCAGAUUUUUAAAUCCAGUCAUAAAAAUUUUGAUGCCAUGAACCAUCAUUUUGUUUAG